GGAGGAAAGGCGCCCUAACAACCACCGUCAGCUAGCUCAGGAGGGACUGGAUCACGGCUCUGUGGACAAUCUGAUCGUCAGCCGAAAAACAAACGAACAUUUGCAUGGCUGCCGUUAAAAACUCUCCGAACAAUUUGAAUAGAAACGUUUCGGGAGUCGGAGUAGGGCCAGAUCUCACGAAGAUGAAACCAGACUUCCAGACCAGAAACAACAUGAGCGUCAGUCUUCCAAAUUUGGUAUUGGGGUCUUCAGUCAUGUCCCUCCCUCGUGUCAAGGAAGAAGAAGAAGAAGAUAUCCCGGUGUCACCUCCUGAAGAAGAACUGCGAGGCAUGUGUGAUCACGUGGACAGCGGGUGGUCUUGGGUUGUCAUGGUAGCAGGAGCAGUGGGACUCUUCCUUGGCAACGGGUACUUGUAUAGUUGCGGUGUGUUCUACCUGCCAUUAUUGGAGGAUCUGGGUGAAGGGGACGUUCUCACCUCCAUGGUGGGUUCCGUGUUUCUGGGACAGACCAUUAUAUCAGGCUUCCUGGCCAGUAUACUGUGUGACAAGCUGGACUGUAGGAGAGGCUGUAUGAUAGGAGGGUUGUUCACCGCCGCUGGUCUGGUGGGAAGUUUCUUUGCCAGUAACUGUACACACCUCAUCAUAUCAUUUGGGGUGUUUACAGCGCCAGAAGAUCCUUUGCCAUUGCCAUCAUGCAAACCGGAGCUAGUGUGGGACAAAUGGUUUGGGGACCGCUGA
This is a messenger RNA of Lingula anatina, 737 nucleotides long. RefSeq names its product monocarboxylate transporter 13-like. The record is from RefSeq and is a predicted model, not a curated record. Gene Ontology annotation, molecular function: transmembrane transporter activity. NCBI's taxonomy places the organism in Eukaryota, Metazoa, Brachiopoda, Lingulata, Lingulida, Lingulidae. Gene Ontology annotation, biological process: transmembrane transport.